This is a messenger RNA of Suhomyces tanzawaensis NRRL Y-17324, 2469 nucleotides long. It is a transcript of the gene NAN1, whose product is annotated as Nan1p. NCBI's taxonomy places the organism in Eukaryota, Fungi, Ascomycota, Pichiomycetes, Serinales, Debaryomycetaceae. Gene Ontology annotation, cellular component: nucleolus. The transcript has a single exon. Gene Ontology annotation, molecular function: protein binding; RNA binding. Gene Ontology annotation, biological process: positive regulation of rRNA processing; positive regulation of transcription by RNA polymerase I. The record is from RefSeq and is a predicted model, not a curated record. Bases 1 to 2469 code for a protein of 822 amino acids.
AUGAGCGGAUCUACAGACUGGACUACAUCCUUGGUUUCCGGUGGAAAGCCAGCAUUUCUCCCAAACUCCCGUGCUGCCUCCACCGUGUUCUCGGCCGAUGGCCGCCAUUGCAUCGUUCUCCUAUCUCAUCAACUUCGAGUCUACUUCAUUUCUACCCGUCAGUGCAUUAGAGCCAUAGAAUGUGAUGCCACCGAUGUAGUGGAUUUCAAGCUCGACACCACUCACAAUCACCGUGUUCUUCUUUUUAAAGGUUACGGCGAGGUCGUAAUGGUCAAUUGGAGAGACAAGAUAACAGUGCCAAUAGUUGGAAAACUUGACUUAGAAGUUGAAGCUCCUAUACUUAGUGUGAUUCAGGUGACCGAAGAUGCAUUUUAUACUGUCAACGGUAAGAAGGACAAGAAGGGAACUGCGCAGAACAGAAGCAUUCACAAGAUUGACCGUAACUCCUUGGAAAUAACUCCAUUGAAAGAAAUUGAAAACUCCACCAGAUUUAGCAUAUCCUUAGAUGGAAGCAAGAUUGCGUUUGUGAAUGAGGAGCAUGAAAUUUAUCUUGUGAAUUUUGAGCUUGUCGAAGCUGAAAAUUCACUUGCGUCGAUCAAUUUAACCACCGAACGUAUCAAAUUUCCAUUCAAAGCACCAGUCACAUCCAUGGCCGUGUCCAAUGACUCCAUAAUAGCUCUCGGUACUGUCAGUGGAACAAUCCAAUUAUUAUACGGGGGACUUAUUGUUGAUAAGCCUCAACGUCUUUUCAAAUGGCAUAAUGAUCAAGUCAAAUCUUUGCAGUUCACUCCUGAUAAUGCUUACUUGUUGUCGGGUGGUUUAGAAAAGGUUUUAGUAUUCUGGCAAUUAGAGACUGAAAAGACCCAGUUCUUACCAAGAUUGAACGGUACCAUAGAUAAAAUUUCCAUUGACAAUGUGAAGCCUGACUAUUACGAAUUACUCUUGAAGGUUUCUGGCGAUGAGGAGGAACAGGAAAAUACUUACGAAGUUUUAGUCUUGUCGGCGGUGGAUUUGGUUUCCAGAUUAUCCGUUAACAGCAUUAGACCAAAGUUCACCAAUUCGAUAAAGUCCACUUUGUCCAAAUCGAAGAAGAAGUUUUCCAAGGCACAAUUUGAUGUUUCCAAACUCAGGUAUGAUUACUCCAGUAUUUUCGAGGUCCAUCCCAAAUCAAAGAACUUAUAUUUCCCAAACUCCUCAAUUGUGCAAGCGUAUGAUUUGGUCAAGAACGAGCAAAGCUUUAUCCAAAAUGCAGCUUCUACAGUUUCUACAGGAAAAGUCAAAUCCGAAACUAAAUUGGCAGACCCUGAGAUCACUAGCAUUAGUUUCACUAAGGAUGGUGAAUGGAUGUGUACCUUUGACAGUAUUUUAACCUCGGACUUCGACAACUUAUUAUCCAAGGGUGACAAACAGUAUGCUUUGAAAUUCUGGAAAUAUGUGGAACCAAAAGGUUCAUCUAAUGUUAAGUCUACAGCAAACGGUAACUGGGAGCUAACCACCAAGAUUAUUGACCCUCAUGGAUCAAACCCAAUCAUUUCCAUCAUUCCUUCACCAGUGUCCUACUACAAUGGUCAAGCAUUUGUGACUGUAGAUAGCAAAGGAUCCUUAAGGUUGUGGAGACCAAGAACUACUAAGGAGUUCACUGCUAAGGCUGAAAGACUGACUCAAACUGCAUGGACCUUGAGAAAAUCGAAACUUGGAGGUUCUUUGGCUUCAAGUUCAAUUGAUAUCUGUUGGUCUGAUGAUGGAUCAUUACUCAUUUUAGGGCAUGAAUCCUCAAUUUCUGUCAUUAACGUUCAAACCUUCGAACCGGUCAAAUUCAACAUUCCAGCCAUCUCGGGAUCUCCUAUUAGGUCAUUGUCCAUCUUGGACAACAAUCUUAUCGUGUUAUCCAAGACCAGACUUUGUUCAUUCAAUCUCUUGACUGGUGAAAUGAAUGAAUUAUAUGCUAAAGUUAACACCACGAGUGGUGGAAGAAACUUAAUCACUAUUGACCCACUCAACAAAUUGGUAUGUUUAGCACUCAACUAUUACAACACUGAACCAGAUUUCUCCAUCAAGUCCAAGAUUUUGAUUUUCAAUCCUAAUCAAAUUAAACCAAUUUAUUCGUCUGUCCACAACCAGGGUAUUUCUUCUAUCAGGCAUUUCAAUUCGUCAUUUAUUUUUGUUGAUUUGGACUCUAGAGUCGGGGUUGUACAACCUUCAAAUGUCACUGAAACGGAACAAGAGGAAACCUUCGAUUUGACAUCCGACAUGAACAAUAUGUUGAUAAAUGCCCAAGCAACUGCUGAUGUCAUAAAUAAUAGAAAUGUUCAAAUCAAACUGAGUGGCAUCAAUGGUCACAAUGAAAAAUUAGAUGACGUUGAAUUUAAUAGAAGUCUUGAUCUCAAUACUUUCCAGCCAAUUUUCGAAAACGUUGAAGGUAUCCAAAUCGAGACCUUGUUUGAUAGAAUUAUCAAGGUUAUAAAGUAA